Miscanthus lutarioriparius is the source of this 273-nucleotide messenger RNA. NCBI's taxonomy places the organism in Eukaryota, Viridiplantae, Streptophyta, Magnoliopsida, Poales, Poaceae. The record is from the annotation of a GenBank genome assembly.
AUGGUGACACUAGGAAAAAGAACCAAAAUUAGCAAAGGGAUGGUGUCACUAAGGAGAAGGCGGCCGUUCCAGCUCAUGGUGCUGAGGCGGCUCCGGGAGCUCAAGAAGAUUGUGCCGGUGGGUGCUCGCCGCAAGGCUGACGUAGAUGUGGUUCUCCGGCAAACUGCUGAGUACAUCUGCGCGCUAGAGCUGAAGGUGGCCAUCCUCCGGAGGCUCUCUGACAUCUACGAUACAGGAUCAUUUGGAUGGGAACAUCUGUCGUAUUAUGAAUAA